This is a messenger RNA of Gadus morhua (Atlantic cod), 3529 nucleotides long. Its product is annotated as TOG array regulator of axonemal microtubules protein 1. Gene Ontology annotation, biological process: microtubule cytoskeleton organization. Lineage: Eukaryota; Metazoa; Chordata; Actinopteri; Gadiformes; Gadidae. Gene Ontology annotation, cellular component: cilium; cytoplasmic microtubule. The transcript is spliced from 16 exons. Gene Ontology annotation, molecular function: microtubule binding. The record is from RefSeq and is a predicted model, not a curated record. Bases 1 to 3354 code for a protein of 1117 amino acids.
AUGGCGGACAGGGAGUCAUACACCGAGGAGACAAGGCUCGUCCCCGCCCCCCCUACUGAGGCCAAGCCCCCGGGCCUUAACCCCCGCUACCCUCGUGGGGCUAGGCUGCCCUGGUUGGCUGCCCCAGCUGGUGGCAGCAACAAGAGGGUCGUCCUCCGCCCCCCUACUGAGGCCAAGCCCCCGGGCCUUAACCCCCGCUACCCUCGUGGGUCUAGGCUGCCCCGGUUGGCUGUGGCUGAGGAGGCUGACAGCCAGGAAGCCUGGUUCCAGGCGGCCCACUCCGACACCGUGUCCCCCCGUGCACGGGCUCUGGGUGCCGCCUCGAGCCAGGAGACUUCCCCGGGCCGAACCCCCCCAGCCGCUGGCGCCAGCGACAGGAUCGUCCUCCGCCCCCCUACUGAGGCCAAGCCCCCGGGCCUUAACCCCCGCUACCCUCGUGGGUCUAGGCUGCCCCGGUUGGCUGCCCCAGCCGCUGGCGCAGACGACAGGAUCGUCCUCCGCCCCCCUACUGAGGCCAAGCCCCCGGGCCUUAACCCCCGCUACCCUUGUGGGUCUAGGCUGCCCCGGUUGGCUGCCCCAGCUGGUGGCAUCAACGAGAGGGUCGUCCUCCGCCCCCCUACUGAGGCCAAGCCCCCGGGCCUUAACCCCUGCUACCCUCGUGGGUCUAGGCUGCCCCGGUUGGCUGUGGCUGAGGAGGCUGACGGCCAGGAAGCCUGGAUCCAGGUGGUCCACUCCGACACCGUGUCCCUCUGUGCACGGGCUCUGGGUGCCGCCUCGAGCCAGGAGACUUCCCCGGGCCAAACCCCCCCAGUGGAUCUGCGGGACGCCCCGCUGAGCUCCGCCCCCUCGUCCCGAAACGCCGCUGCCUCCGCCCGCCGCCGGGCGCACGGUGGCGCCGAGGCGGACCUCUCUGGGACGGAGCGCUCCCAGUCCGCCAACGGCCAGAGGUCCCAGGCCCCAGGCAGGAUCGUCCUCCGCCCCCCUACUGAGGCCAAGCCCCCGGGCCUUAACCCCCGCUACCCUCGUGGGGCUAGGGUGCCCCGGUUGGCUUUGGCUGAGGAGGCUGACGGCCAGGAAGCCUGGAUCACGGCGGCCCACUCCGACACCGUGUCCCCCCGUGCACGGGCUCUGGGUGCCGCCUCGAGCCAGGAGACUUCCCCGGGCCGAACCCCCCCAGAAGUGGCUGACCCUGACCACCCUCGUGGGGCUAGGCUGCCCCGGUUGGUUGCCCCAGCCGCUGGCGCCAACGACAGGAUCGUCCUCCGCCCUACUGAGGCCAAGCCCCCACAUAGACCCCCAGUGUCCUUCACAGUGGAUCUGCGGGACGCCCCGCUGAGCUCCGCCCCCUCGUCCCGGAACGCCGCUGCCUCCGCCCGCCGCCGGGCACUCGGAGGCGCCGAGGCGGACCUCUCUGGGACGGAGCGCUCCCAGUUCGCCAACGGCCAGAGGUCCCAGGCCCCAGGCAGCCCGCCGGCCUCUGACGUUCCUGAAGGCGUGGCGGGCAGAGGUAAGUACGCGUUGAGCCCGUUUCCCCCUGUGCAGGAGCGUCUGAGGAACGGCAGGAUCCCCCGGGAGAAGCUCCGGGGCCCGCCCCCCCACCAGGCAGGGGAAGAGGCCGGGCCCUCUGGGAAGAGGCAGAAGAACGGGGGCCGCUGUUUCCCCGACCAGAGGCUGACCGCUGAGCCCGAGCUGGAGGAGAAGCUGUUGGAUAGCAGAGAUGAGCCGGCCCAGGGCUCCCUCAGCGGCCCCCAGCGAGACCCACCCGGGCCCCACCCCUUCCCCAAACCUGAGCUGGCCAUGACACAGAGCCUCACUCUCAUCAGCUCAGAGAACUGGCAGGAGAAGAUGGAAGGGCUCACGGUGCUGCGCAGUCUGGCCCAGAACCACGUGGACACGCUGCUCCCCAGGCUCCGCGACGUCUGCCUCGCCCUCGUUCAUGAGGUGAAGAACCUGCGUUCGGGCGUGUCCCGCGUAGCCGUGUGCACGCUGGGCGUCCUAUACCGCCACCUGGAGCGGGCCAUGGACAAGGAGGUGGACACCACAGCCAGGGCGCUGCUGCACAAGGCGGCCGAGAGCAACGCCUUCAUCCGGGAGGAAGUGGACGCAGCGCUGGGCCUCAUGGUGCGGCACUGCACGCCGGCACGCUGCAUCAACGCCUUCCUGGACGGGGGUUUGAGCCACCUGAGCGCGGCGGUGAGGAAGUGCGCCGCCCAGCACCUGGCCGACCUGCUGGAGAGGGUGGGCGUGGCCCGCCUGCUGUCCGGAGGGAAGGACGUGACGGACAGAAUCCUCCCGGCCGUGGUCAAGCUGGCCCUGGACUCCUCCCCGGAACCCAGGUCCUUUGGCCGCCGGAUGUUGCUGUUCCUGUCCUCCCACCGGGACUUUGAUAGCCUGCUGGAGAAGAACAUCCCCACCAAGGACCUUUCCGCCGCCCGCAAGGCGGUCAGCGGACUCAAGGCAAAGGGUCAGGGUCAGGGUCAGGGUCUGGGUGAGACGCCCCAGACCCCAGCCUCGCUUCCCGGCAGUGGCACCGCCAGGGCCUCGACGCUCCAAAGGAAGCUCCCCAAACAGACCAUAGCCCCCAGCCCCACCACCGCCACCGCCACUCCGACCAACACCACCACCACCACCCCCAGGGAGCCCAACAGCAAGUACAGCUCCAAACCUCAGGGGCCCAUCAUGGAAGACAAGUUUGAGUACAUCAGGCAGCUCACCGCUCUGCUGGAGUCCAAGGACUUCAGGGAGCGCAUCAAAGGCCUCGACCAGCUGGUGGCCGACUGCCAGCACAACCCCAGCAUGGUCAUCCGCAGCCUGUUCCCGGUGUUUGACCUCUUCAGAGACCGCCUGCUGGAGUCCAACCGUAAGGUGAACCUGUACGCCCUGGAGGCCCUGCAGGGGAUGGUGCGCCUGCUGAAGGACAACCUGUCCGGGGUGCUCAACCACCUGGUGCCCGCCAUCGUGGACAACCACCUCAACUCCAAGAACCGCGCUGUGUACUCGGCCGCCACAGGGGCCCUCUGCGAGCUGGUCCUGAACCUCGACAACAGCCUCCUCCUGGAGCCGUUCUGCUUCAAGGCACGGGUUCUUAGCGGCCAAGCAAAGGUGGACCUGAUCGAGAAGGUUGCAGAGCUGGUGACGGAGCUGUACCCCCGCCGGCCCCAGCUGGUGGAGCAGAAGGCGCUGCCCCUGCUGUGGGGCCUGCUGGGCCCGUCCAGCGGCAGCGUGCACCGGGCGACCACCAGCCUGUGCCGAGCCCUCCACCAUCAGAUGGGGCCCGGCCUGCGGCAGAGCGCCGCCUGCCAGCCCCCGAGCGUCGGCAGGGACCUCAACCAGCUGCUGAGAACCAUGUCCUGAAUAAAAAAUGACCUAAGGACGGGAACGAGAAGACUCACUGCUCCUACAGAGCUGGUGAUGGAGCUGUACCCCCGCCGGGCCCAGCUGGUGGAGCAGAAGGCGCUGCCCCUGCUGUGGGGCCUGCUGGGCCCGUCCAGCGGCAGUGUGCACCGGGCGACCACCAGCCUGUGCCGAG